Magallana angulata is the source of this 1917-nucleotide messenger RNA. RefSeq lists its product as uncharacterized. NCBI's taxonomy places the organism in Eukaryota, Metazoa, Mollusca, Bivalvia, Ostreida, Ostreidae. The transcript has 2 exons. The record is from RefSeq and is a predicted model, not a curated record. Bases 138 to 1055 code for a protein of 305 amino acids.
AGCAGAACUUCUCGAUCAAGUGAAUAAGAUGCCAUUCAUGAACGGAACCACAAAUAUACCAGCAGCUUGUAGCGAGAUACAGAAAAUUAUAGAACUGACUUCGUGGAGAUCUCAGUUUGUGUUCUUGUUCAGACGGUAUGCCCAAUUCUUUGAGUGAUGCAGUCAAUUCUGUGAGUGAUUUGAGGUCUUAUCUUGAAAUAUCCAGCGAUCAGAAUGAAGUCUAUCUAAUAACUUGCGGCAAUGAUGUUAGACAUGAGGGUUUCCAUCAGCAUUCCAAAAAUUCCCGACACAGUGAUGUAUUUCCAAGCACAAAUUUGGAACCCUUGUACAACGUUUUCCAGAAACGAGUAAAUGUAACGUGUGCAGCCUGUGAAAUCAGACGGGACGUUGAUUUGGUAUUUGUCUUGGAUACAUCGAGCAUUCAACACCCAACCACAUACCUGGCCAGCCGGAACAUUUUCCUUCAGCUACUCGCGGCAAUGAACGAGUUUGUUUUCUUGGGUCAAGGAUACGUGCAGAUUGGCGUGGUUCACUAUUCGGACAACGCCACGGUGUUUAUGCCUUUGAAUUUUACCCACGAUUUGAAUACAUUUGCCAGUACUUUCCAAGCUCCGUUGCAAGAUAACUUCAACAGCUCGUCAAACUUGUCGAACGCUCUUCAAUUCAUUCAGAAGGAAAUGUUUACGACAAAACAUGGAGCCAGAGACCAUGCCUCAAAAUAUGUUGUUCACGUCUUUAAUGGACACGACACAAACAUUACAGAGUCCAUUGGUAUUGUUGAAGACAUGACAAAAAAGGGAAUUAAUAUUUUGUCUAUUGGUAUAGGAACGAAAUACCAAGAUUCGGAUGUGUUAAAAACGGCUACUAGUUCAUUCCAUGCUUAUUUCUCUGAGCUGGACUUUUCAACAAACCAGUGGAACUUGACAAAUACUGAGCUUGAAUUUGUCAAGAAAUUUAACAGUCGAUUAGAAUGUACAAGUAGAAUUCUAUAUCAAAACGUUUUUAAUCGCAGUAUUUUGAUGCGUUGUGAGACACAUUUGUCUCUUUGCAAGUAGUUUUCAUUAGAACUUGUGAAGCGAACUUCUAAGUACAUGUUCAGAAACCAAAGGGAGUAACAUUUCAAUUUCAUCAUAGUUUGGAUAAACUAAGGAAUUUAUUUCUGUUUUCAUUAAUGUAUCAUUUAGAAAUUUCAUCAAAAAGUGCGUAAACAACAACAAAUCAAGUGGAUGUGCCUUCACCUAGAAAAAAUCACCUUAGCACAAUAAGAUAAAUUGGACCCCAAAUAAAAGUUGCAAUUGUGAAACAAAAUAUGUUGAAAACGAAGAAAGAGAACGGGGAAAGUUAAAAUACAGGCAUGUAUCAUGCAUUGUGCAAUUCGAGAAGAUUCGUUGAACACUGCGCUAAAUGGACUCGUACUAUGUGCCAUUCAGUAAACUUCAUGGCAACUUAAAUGUCUGGAAUGGUGACUUUAUAGCAGAGUCAAGGCAUACAAUCACCUUAUAGUUACAUUUUAGUUAUGCUUUUGUUCACUGAAUGACGAAGCUUCAUUUUGUACUGGUUAUUGUAGAUGGAGGUUAAAUUACGAUAUGAGUACGAUUUGGCAUAUUUUUGUGCUUGCUAUUCAAAAUAUUGACAUUUUUAUCAAGAAUGUCAGAAGUCUGACAGUGUUUGUUUCGAAGAAAGUGUUAAUAUCAGAACGAAAAAAGCAUAUUACAGAAAAAUGGUUGUUCAGCUAAAAUAUGAUGACAAAGUAUACAAAGCGUAAAAUGCUCUUAGUUAUAUUGAAUAACAUUAGUUAAAAUUGAGAUAACCUUAUUUUGGCCUGUCUGCAACGUUGUUUAAACAUCUUAAGUUUUCAGAUACUAAUUAUGAUAGGAAUGUUUUUUUUCUUUCAUGGAAAUAAAAAUAAUUUCUAGC